This is a messenger RNA of Candida albicans SC5314, 597 nucleotides long. RefSeq names its product aminoacyl-tRNA hydrolase. Lineage: Eukaryota; Fungi; Ascomycota; Pichiomycetes; Serinales; Debaryomycetaceae. Gene Ontology annotation, molecular function: peptidyl-tRNA hydrolase activity. Bases 1 to 597 code for a protein of 198 amino acids. Gene Ontology annotation, cellular component: cytosol; mitochondrion. The transcript has a single exon. The record is from RefSeq and is a predicted model, not a curated record.
AUGACAAGCCAAUCAAAUUUAAGUUUAAUAGCAGUAGGUGUUGUGUCGUUUGUAACAGGAUAUUAUGUUCACCAAAUGUUAAAACCUACAUCGCCGAAAAGAUUUCAAUUGAAGCCUACAUCAGCAACCACUACGACCAAGAGUGAAGAUAAUAGUGAGGACGAAGAAGAAGAAGAAGAAGAUGAGGGAUUAGAUAUUAAUUCACUUGCAUUGAAUGAGAUUCCAGGAGAAGUAAGAAUGACACUUGUAGUAAGACAAGAUUUGAAAAUGGGUAAAGGUAAAGCAGCAGCUCAGUGUUCUCAUGCUACAUUGGCAUUAUAUAAAAAAAUUACUAAUCCUCAAUUAGAAUCAUAUAAUCCAGAAUUGGUGAAUCGAUGGGAAUUGGGGAAUGGUCAAGCCAAAAUAACUUUACAAGUUCCAAAUCAAGAAGAGAUGGAUUUAUUAUAUGCAAAAGCCAUUAGUUUGGGUAUCAAUUCUUAUAUUGUUCAUGAUGCAGGUAGAACCCAGAUUGCUGCUGGAAGUGCCACUGUGUUGGGGUUAGGUCCUGCUCCAAAACGUAUACUAGAUGAAGUUACUGGUGAUUUAAAAUUGUAUUGA